CCGCUUCCACAUCUCCCCGCCCCUCGGCCUUGAUCCAAUCGCAGCGGGCCGGGGGAGGGAGCGGGCAGGACGGGCCGAGCGGCCCCGGGCGGCGGGGUCGGGGUCACUGAUGGCCGGGAGGAGGGGAGCGGCGGGUCGGGGCCGCGGUCUGUGGGCGCUGUUGCUGCUGCUGGCGGCGAGGAGCGGGGCCGCGGAUGCGAGCGACCUCGGCAAGGUGAUGUCCAUCCAGCCCUGGCUGAAGAUGCCCGACCCCUGCACUGACCCCCAUCUCCUCACCCCUCACCCCCACCGUCGCUGCCGCCAGCUGGUGGCCCUGGUGAUGUGUGGUCGGAGUCUGGAGCUGUCGCAAGUUGAUCUCGCCCUGGCCGUCCGCUGGCCGCGGGGGGGUGUGGACGCACUCCGCCGGUCCCCAGCGCGAGAGAGGGGGCCCUCUCGGUCCCCAGCGCGAGGGAACGGGGUCUAUAAGUCUCUGCUGGUGCGGAGAUCGAGGCUGCUGUCGUCUGGCAGUGGGACAGUGAUCUGUCCGACACAUCAGAUAAAGAAACUGCGGCGUUACUUUAAGAAAAAGGAUCUUCAGGCAAGAGGAAAGAAAUGGAAUGAGGUUGGAGAUGGUGUGUUGAGUCCGGGGCCUCACGGGCAAGGGGCUGUGAGGAGGAGAAGGGACAUUAGUUCCAGAGAACCUGCUGUAGGCAGUGCGGAGGUGGACAUGUCGCUGCCCGACACCUCUGUGCAGGAGAGAGAAGCAGAACAAGGCGUCUCCUCUAAUCCUGUGGCUGGUCUCCAUGGUGGGGCGACCACACAGGUGGGAUCGAGGGGACCAGGUCCACAGGUGUUUGGCAGCGAUUCUCCCCGCGCCCCGGUCAGGAGGAGUGAGGGUGGGGGAGGGGCUGGGAAGGGGGACAUGACAGAGAGGGGGUCGCUGGUGUCACAUGACCCUGCACUGGCCGGUCCACACGUGUCUCCGCACAACCACACCGCCACACCGGUCAACACGGACCCCCGCGGCCCCCCUCCCCCCUCCGCCAAUGGCCAGAGGCAAGCCCUGGCGUGGGUGAGGAGAGCGGGGUGA
Molecule: messenger RNA, 1069 nt
Organism: Leucoraja erinaceus (little skate)
Lineage: Eukaryota; Metazoa; Chordata; Chondrichthyes; Rajiformes; Rajidae
Exons: 5
Coding region: 110-1069 (319 amino acids)
Source: RefSeq, a predicted model, not a curated record